This is a messenger RNA of Spirodela intermedia, 102 nucleotides long. NCBI's taxonomy places the organism in Eukaryota, Viridiplantae, Streptophyta, Magnoliopsida, Alismatales, Araceae. The record is from the annotation of a GenBank genome assembly.
AUGAAACUUAAUUUGGUAAUGCUUUUUCAAACUAUAAUUCUGGGGGAGACAAGGCUGAUUUCAUCAUACGACCAAUGGCCAUUUUCUUUGACAAUACAAUAG